This is a messenger RNA of Populus euphratica (Euphrates poplar), 1978 nucleotides long. RefSeq lists its product as uncharacterized. The record is from RefSeq and is a predicted model, not a curated record. The transcript is spliced from 16 exons. Bases 553 to 1752 code for a protein of 399 amino acids. Lineage: Eukaryota; Viridiplantae; Streptophyta; Magnoliopsida; Malpighiales; Salicaceae.
CAGCAUACUAUAAAUUCUCAAUUCUCUGCGUUUUGUUUCCGUUAUGAUGAUUAAAUUAAAAUAUCUCUCUCGAAGAAAACUAACUUCCUACUUGUCUGCAAAAGCAGACCUGAUCGUGUUUGGUUUCUGAAAAGGAUAAAAAUAAAAUAAAUUCUCUAGAUUUAUAAUCCGAUCUUUCCCUCCAAAUCAAGGAAUACCCAGAUGCAAGGAGUAUAGUUUUUCUCUAUCUCUCUCUCUCUCUCGGGUGAAUUGGGGAGUUUUCAAUUUGGCUUGAGGUUUAAGAUCGGUUGAGAUUUUUUUGGGUUUGGAGUAGAUGAAUAGAUGCGUUCUUGAAGAAUAUUGGCAAAUUUCAUCGUUUUCGAUUGUAUAUUGAAGUGAUUUACACUCGGAAGAGAAGUAACGGCCCAUCUUCGUGAGCUUUUCUUGCCGCGAGGAAGUUCAUUUCUUUUUCAAGCACUGAGAACCGGACUUGAUGAGUGUGUCAAGAAGCUAUUUGUUGCUGGAUUUCAACUUGUAUAUUUGUGAUUCUGUACUUAGAAAAUCUCUACCAUAAUGCCAGUUCCCAUUCGGAGCGGAACUCCCAAAAAACCUAGUGAGAUGAUGAGGCUUUUCAUGACAACUUUUAUUGGAAUAAUUUUUGGGUUCUUUUUAGGAAUAUCCUUUCCAACGCUGUCCUUAUCUAAGAUGAAUCUCCCAUCCAGUUUGUUUCCUUCCAUUGAUCUUACAUAUAUUGAGGACAAAUACUCUGGUCUUUCAAAGCAAGCACUGUUCAAUGCUUGGGCUUCUCUAAAGGGUAACAAAGAGGCCUCUCCUUUACUUCCCAGAUACAACAAGACUGAGAUCUGGGUUCCAACAAAUCCUCGAGGUGCUGAAAGACUACCCCCUGGUAUAGUUGCUUCUGAAUCAGAUUUCUACCUCCGCCGACUUUGGGGUCUGCCUAGUGAGGACCUUACCAUCGAACCUAGAUAUCUUGUAACCUUUACUGUUGGCUAUGAUCAGAAAAAAAAUAUUGAUGCGGCAGUUAAAAAGUUCUCCGAGAACUUCACUAUUGUGUUGUUUCACUAUGAUGGACGGACAACUGAAUGGGAUGAGUUUGAGUGGUCAAAGCGAACUGUUCACAUCAGUGCUCGCAAACAAACGAAGUGGUGGUAUGCCAAACGUUUUCUUCAUCCUGACAUUGUUGCUCCCUAUGAUUAUAUUUUUCUCUGGGAUGAGGACCUUGGGGUGGAACAUUUUGAUGCAGAGAAAUACAUUAAACUGGUAAGGAAACAUGGUUUGGAGAUUUCACAGCCUGGUUUAGAUCCAGAUAGAGGAACAACAUGGGCAAUGACAAAGAGAAGAGAUGGCAUUGAAGUGCACAAGGACACUGAAGAGAGGCCUGGGUGGUGUACAGAUCCACAUUUGCCUCCAUGUGCAGCAUUUGUUGAGAUCAUGGCGACUGUAUUUUCUCGAGAUGCAUGGCGUUGUGUUUGGCACAUGAUUCAGAAUGACUUGGUUCAUGGUUGGGGUCUAGAUUUUGCUCUGAGGAAAUGUGUUGAGCCUGCUCAUGAGAAAAUAGGAGUUGUGGAUGCUCAGUGGAUCAUUCACCAAGGCGUUCCUUCACUCGGGAGCCAGGGGCAAGCACAGAAAGGAAAGGCACCGUGGGAAGGGGUGAGAGAGAGGUGUCGGAAAGAAUGGACAAUGUUCCAAGAUAGAAUGACCAAUGCAGAAAAAGUCUAUUAUAAGGCAAUGGAAAUGGAUCCUCCCAAUUGAACAGCUCGUUAAGGGUGGGGACAAUAACAGCCCAAGAAACAUUUUAUAAAUUACCAUGUCCAAUAUAUAUAGGUGCAUGUUCAUUCAAUUUUGACUGUGAUAGUUAAUAUUAUUUUUUUUCCUGACAGACUGCUGUUACUUUUAUGGGCCAAUUUCCAAAUAUAUUCUUGUGACUCGUUUUAUUUCUGCAGAUGGAUGAGAGGGAUUCAUUCUUUUGUAGCGAUCA